Molecule: messenger RNA, 1080 nt
Organism: Anopheles funestus (African malaria mosquito)
Lineage: Eukaryota; Metazoa; Arthropoda; Insecta; Diptera; Culicidae
Exons: 4
Coding region: 197-988 (263 amino acids)
Source: RefSeq, a predicted model, not a curated record
UAAAAUUAAUUUUAAAAUUGUUAUUCCAUUUCCGACACUCCGACACGGCCCAUGAAUCACAUUUCUUGUCAAAAGUAGCAACCAUUAGGCACUCAAUGAAAUGUCAAAACAAAACUUGGCUCGUGUUUGUUUAUAUCAAAAUUUUCUGAUCUACCGAAUCAUUUUGUAAUUAGAAAAAGAAACAGUGCUGAACACCAUGAAUGUGAUACAGUCCAAUAUAUCCACCACGAUCAGAAGCUUCAACAUUUCGGAUGAUAUCCGUAUCGAGGUGAAAAAGUUCCGCACCAAUGCGAGCAUCGAUGAGGUUGACAUAGAAGACGACGAGGAUGAUAUUUCCGUCAUACAGAAAAUACACAAAACGUUUGCCGAUCCGCACAGCACAACGUUUGAUCCGGCGACGUUAAAAUCGAUCAUCGCUCGGCUGGACGAGAUUGAAAAGAAGCUGGAAAAUGUCGUGUACAUGAACCAGCAGGCCGAUGCUCUCGAGGCAGCCGCACGGCAAAGCGGCAUCGUUAACCUACCUUCCGCGGGAGGUGUUAUAGUCGGUAGUACCGGCGACGAAGGGUUGGAACUGAAGCUAGAACUUGACUCGGACAGUGAACUGAUCGGCGAAUUCAUCGAACAGGACGAACUGAAAUUGGUCGAGUUUCCCAUCAACCGAAUCGAGGAGUUGAAAGAACUCGAAGAGUCUAUCACAUCCGACCAGGAGUCGUUUGUUUCGCUGGUUAAUUUCAUCGGUAGCACCGUGCAAAAAUACAACCGCAAUCUGGAGCUUGUGCUGAAAGAUUUUAUCACAGAAUCUCUUAUCAACGAGCUUGGCUACAGCACCACCAAGGAAUCGAUGCUGUCGUUCUACAUCUUCAAUCAGCUACUGUACGAUAUCUGGAAAAAUGACUAUUCAACCAUUAACGACUACAACAACAAGCUAAAAAACAUCGUAAUUAAAACGCAAAAUCGCUUUUUGCGGUUAAAUAAAAAUAAGAAAUAAUGUAUUAUGCAUAAUUAGCUGAAUUAAACGUUACGUACUUUGAUAUUUCUGUACACUUACUUGAAUAUAGUCAGUCCUGGGUUUGAGAUCUA